Messenger RNA from Fraxinus pennsylvanica, 1284 nucleotides. Lineage: Eukaryota; Viridiplantae; Streptophyta; Magnoliopsida; Lamiales; Oleaceae. The record is from the annotation of a GenBank genome assembly.
AUGAAGUCGUUAAAUUCUGUUAUAUUGGAUCCUAAAACUAGAUCGUGUCUCUGCAGUCUCUUUGUAACAGCUUCUUUGAUUUUUGGUGUUUAUUUCAUUGGGAGUGCAUGGCUGGGAAAAGAUUCAUUCAGGAUAUUACCUGGAUUUGGAAUGAAUGGAGCACAUAAAAAUACAGAAUAUGAUGAUUGCAAGGUAGGAUCAAGUGUGCACGUAAAAGUCAAUGAUACGAAAGAGAAUACACAGCUCAACAAAUGCGAAGUGAAGUGCAGGCCUUUUGGUGGUGAGGCUUUACCCAAAGGAAUAGUGUCAUCAACUUCAAACUUGGAAAUGCGGCCUUUGUGGGGCCCUGUUUCAGCAAAUGAUAACUCAAACCAUGCAAAGAAUUUGUUGGCAAUUGCAGUUGGGAUUAAGCAAAAAGAGUUGGCAAACCAUAUUGUUGAGAAGUUUCUGGCAAAUGAUUUUGUAGUGAUGCUUUUUCACUAUGAUGGUGUUGUGGAUGAAUGGAACGACUUCAACUGGUAUGGGAGAGUCAUUCAUGUCUCUGCCACAAACCAAACAAAAUGGUGGUUCGCCAAACGUUUUCUACAUCCAGAUAUCAUUGCUGAAUACGAGUAUAUUUUUCUGUGGGAUGAGGACCUUGGCGUUAAAAAUUUUCAUCCAGGAAGGUAUCUAUCCAUUAUUAAGGAAGAAGAUCUCGAAAUUUCACAGCCUGCUCUUGAUCCUGGUAAAUCAGAGGUGCAUCAUCACAUUACUGCACGUAGAAGGAGAUCAAAGGUGCACAGGAGGUACUAUAAAUUAAAAGGUGGUGGAAGGUGUGAUGAUAACAGUACAGCUCCUCCUUGCGUAGGUUGGGUGGAAAUGAUGGCUCCUGUGUUCUCAAGAGCAGCCUGGCGUUGUGCUUGGUAUAUGGUCCAGAACGACUUGAUCCAUGCGUGGGGCCUGGAUAUGCAGCUUGGUUAUUGUGCACAGGGCGAUCGGAUGCUCAAAGUUGGUGUGGUUGAUGCAGAGUAUAUAGUUCAUCUGGGUCUUCCUACACUUGGUGGUCUUUCAGAUGAAAACAAGUUGACUAAUGUAACAUCGGAUCAAUUUUCUCAAUCAAAGAACUUGUCGGAUUCAGAAGCAUCGGUAACUUCAGUUCUGUACAAAUUUGACAAUAGAUCUGCGGUACGAAGACAAUCCUAUAUUGAAAUGAGGAUUUUUAGGAAUAGGUGGAAUAAGGCCGUUAAGGAGGAUACUUGUUGGGUCGAUCUCUAUCCUCAACCAUCGGAUCAAAAAAUUCAUUAG